This is a messenger RNA of Protopolystoma xenopodis, 357 nucleotides long. NCBI's taxonomy places the organism in Eukaryota, Metazoa, Platyhelminthes, Monogenea, Polystomatidea, Polystomatidae. The record is from the annotation of a GenBank genome assembly.
AUGAAACCUUCUGGGGCGAGAAAAACUCCAGGCACCUUUUCGGGCCUGAGCAUAUUCUCAACUCACUUCCAUCGCAUGCUGGUUUUAACUUCAACGACUGACAAAAUGCAUUCAAAUGACCUAUAUCGUGAGAGAAAAUAUGGCGUCGAAUCGCCAUCAUGGGUAAAGGCAGAUUACAAGCAGAAGAUGCACAUGACAAGAUCAGGAGAAGAGCCAUUCCAGCCCGGUGUGCAAAAUAACAUUGAGACCAGACUCAUGAAAGUUCUGCUCGUCAUUACCUGCUUGAUUAUUUCUACUGGACCGGUAAGCCUUAAGCCUGAUUACAGACAAAGGUGCAUGUAUACGAAAAUGUCUUGA